This is a messenger RNA of Cadophora gregata, 747 nucleotides long. RefSeq lists its product as uncharacterized. The transcript has a single exon. NCBI's taxonomy places the organism in Eukaryota, Fungi, Ascomycota, Leotiomycetes, Helotiales, Ploettnerulaceae. The record is from RefSeq and is a predicted model, not a curated record. The coding region runs from base 1 to 747 and encodes 248 amino acids.
AUGUCACGCUUCACAACCACCAGCAUCCUCCUCCUCCUCCUCGCCGCCUCGGGCCUCAACGCCCAAGACAGCACCACCAUCUCCCUCACCGACCUCUCAACCACCCUCGUCCUCCCCGCCUGGCCCUACCCCACCACAACAGUCGAAAGCACCACCACCCUCUACAGCGGCAUGACCACCACAACCACCACCAUCAUCCCCUCCUCCUCAGCCUCAGCAAGCGAGAACGCCACCUCAGCCGCCUCCACCACCACAGCAACCGUACAAAGCACAUCGACCAUCACCGCCCUCCCCACAGGUCCAUCCGACGCAACAAGUACAAGCACCAGCCCCGCGCAAUCCUCAUACAUCUCCUCUCUGCAGAACCAGCAAUCCAGUAUCAACUCUGCUAUCUCGGCGAGUUUGAGCGCUACUGCGUCCUCGCUGUCGUCUGUUGUGUCGUCGGUGAUUUCGAGUGCUACUUCUGAACUUGCAAGUGCGACGUCUGAGAUUGGGGCCGGCGUGACGUCGGAUAUUGGAAGUGCUGCUACUUCUACCGCUACUGCUACUGCUACAGCUACUGCUACGACGCUGGUUGUUGUGGGAGGUGGAGCGACGCCUUCGACUGGGUUUGGUGGGAAUGCGACGAGUACGGCUGAGGGGCCGGCGUUCACUGGGGCGGCGAGUGCGUUGGGGAGGGGGAAGGAGGGGUUGGAGAUGAGUGUUUUGGGGUUGUUUGUUUUUGUUGUGGGGGGGUUGGUUAUGUAG